This is a messenger RNA of Melopsittacus undulatus (budgerigar), 3536 nucleotides long. It is a transcript of the gene SRSF11, whose product is annotated as serine and arginine rich splicing factor 11. Gene Ontology annotation, biological process: RNA splicing. The transcript is spliced from 11 exons. Gene Ontology annotation, cellular component: nucleoplasm. NCBI's taxonomy places the organism in Eukaryota, Metazoa, Chordata, Aves, Psittaciformes, Psittaculidae. The record is from RefSeq and is a predicted model, not a curated record. Bases 1549 to 2433 code for a protein of 294 amino acids. Gene Ontology annotation, molecular function: RNA binding.
AUACUUUUUAAAGAAAAACAAUUAGAGGAUCAGAUGCAUGAUUUUUUUUUAAUGGAUGCAGAUCUUCUAUGAGGUGUCUCAAGAUAAGUCUGAGGGUUUAUAUUUAGAUGCCAGAAAUGUUGUAGUUGCACUAAUUUGAAAUGUUUAGCUGUAAUUUAUAAAUAUCCUCUGAGCCAUAAUUUUGCAUGCAAAAUUCCCCCAUAAUCUCUCUGUAGGUAUGUUAAUAUAUUGAUGCAUUAAUGCCCUUUAUCUAAAUGACCUUUUUCCCCCCCUCUCCCUCCAUAACUUUGGGUAUCUAAAUUGAUGACCGCUCAAUGACACAAGCAAGAUAACAGUGCUGUGUAUUAUAUUUUGUUUAUAUUAUCGGCACUUCUCAGUAUAGGUGGAAGGAACCAUUACCUUUAUUUAACAGUGGUUUUUCUUUUUUGUUGUUGUGUUUUACAGUUCUUUUCCCUGGUUCAGCCUGAACUAUAUACCAGGCCCUGCUGAAAAUACCACCCAACAGUUUUCUUCUGCAGCUUAUCCAGUUUCUCUUAAGUGCCCUGUACAUAUUGUAUGUUUUAUGAUGAGAUGCAGUUUCUUAAUGUGUAUUACAGAAACACUACUGGUAUUUGCAAAUAUAUAGUAAAAUUGUUUUAUUGAACUCUCAUUUUGGGGGCUUGGGCACAUUAACAAAUUAAUCCAUCUGUAUAGGGCUUUUGCUGUUGGAUAGAAUAAAAACCACCUGCAUAAUGACUUGUUUCAUGCUAGGACCCUUAAAAUUAUAUGUGCAGAGCAGGCAGUAAAAUAAGACACUUGUCUUAGUUGGCUGCAAGAUUUUGGGCCAGAAGUUUCUUCUGAAAUGGCAGUAUGUAGCAGCAUUCUUGGUACAAUAAGCAUGGCACAUACUGGAACAAAUGCAUUUUACUGCACAGGUAAGGAAUGUGCCACAAUAUCCUGUAUAUAUGCACCCAUCCACCCUCAGACACACACACAGAGCGUGUAUUUGAAGAUCUGCAGAGACUUUCAUUUUCAUUUGACAAGUCAGCAAAAGCCCUACGCUUGAUUCAACCAAAAAUAUUUCCAUACCUUCUCUUUUAAGUUUUACAAAAUUUAUAUGGUAGGUGUAAAACAAACUUAGUGAACUGUACCAUAUUAUUAACCCCUAAAUCAAACUUUUUUUGUCUUGUGUAUCUUGAUUUUUCUGUGUGCUUUAUAGUGAAGCAGCCGACACGAGUCGUUGUUCAUAAAACAGCUUUUGAAAGUUGAGAGCACACCCCUGGAGAACCGACUGUGCUUGCUUACGUUUGGUUCAUGACUUAAAAAUCGAGUACAGGAGUUAUUCCUGAUGAGACUAAGGCUUUGUCUCUCUUGGCACCAGCUAAUGCUGUGGCAGGUCUGCUGCCUGGAGGUGGACUCCUGCCUACUCCUAACCCACUUUCUCAGAUUGGUGCUGUUCCUUUAGCUGCUUUAGGAGCUCCUGCUCUUGAUCCUGCCCUAGCUGCUCUUGGGCUUCCUGGAGCAAACUUAAACUCUCAGUCUCUUGCAGCAGAUCAACUACUAAAACUUAUGAGCACAGUGGAUCCAAAGUUGAACCAUGUAGCUGCAGGUCUUGUUUCCCCAAGUCUGAAAUCAGAUACCUCCAGUAAAGAAAUAGAAGAAGCGAUGAAAAGAGUACGAGAAGCACAGUCAUUAAUUUCUGCUGCUAUUGAGCCAGACAAAAAAGACGAAAAACGAAGGCAUUCAAGAUCGAGGUCACGCUCACGGAGGAGGAGGACACCUUCUUCAUCCAGACACAGACGGUCAAGAAGCAGAUCAAGGAGAAGAUCUCAUUCAAAAUCAAGAAGCAGGAGGCGGUCUAAAAGUCCAAGGCGAAGAAGAUCUCAUUCCAGAGAGAGAAGCAGGAGGUCCAGGAGCACAUCCAAAACCAGGGAUAAAAAGAAGGAAGAGAAAGAAAAGAAACGUUCUAAAACUCCCCCCAAAAGCUACAGCACAACCAGACGGUCAAGAAGCACAAGCAGAGAAAGACGACGUAGAAGAAGCCGGAGUGGAACACGGUCACCUAAAAAACCCAGAUCUCCUAAGAGGAAAAUGUCCCGGUCCCCAUCUCCAAGAAGACAUAAAAAGGAAAAGAAGAAGGAUAAAGACAAGGAGAGAAGUAGAGACGAGAGGGAGCGCUCCACCAGCAAGAAGAAAAAGAGCAAAGACAAAGAGAAGGAUCGAGAACGGAAAUCUGAGAGUGACAAAGAUGUGAAACAGGUCACAAGGGAUUACGAUGAAGAAGAACAAGGAUACGACAGUGAGAAGGAGAAGAAGGAAGACAAGAAAAUGUCAGAGUCUUCCUCCCCUAAAACAAAGGAGUCUACUGCUGAUAAAGGAAGUGGCGAUGCGGCAAGGGAAUCCAAAGUGAAUGGGGAUGAUCACCACGAGGAAGACAUGGACAUGAGUGACUGAGCUCUGCCUGUGCAGUGGCCACGGCUGCAGCCGUGCCAUCAGUGUCAUUCCUGUGUGAUUCUUUUACGCUGUAUUCGUUAAUCCUAAACCUCGAUGUAUACAGCUCUGAGCUACCCCUGGUUUGUAAAUCUCCUGAUACUAACUCACACGAAAGCUUGGUAGAAGGGUAACCAUCCUUGUUAUGGCUGAGGGAGCGCGGAGCCAAGCCAUUUCUACUAACUUGGUGAUGCUUCAAGCAAAAGUAAAAAGCUGCAUGCAUCUACAGCAGGCAUGGACUGUUUGUUGUCUGAUCUCCUGUAGUAAAUCAGCUCACCUCUGAUAGUGUCUCUAGAAUUUGAUUCAUUGCAGUAAUAGGGAAGUAGAGGGAAUGCACUGACUGCGUGGGGAUGGGGCAGAAACAUCCUCCCUCUUGGGACGUCCUGCGGAGCGGCACGGGGUCCAGCGUGGGACUACACACACCACGGUGACAGCACAGCUGGAACCAGCGUUCUCAUAGAGGUAGCUUUGGGUUUUGUUGUUUGUUUUGUUUAUUUCUUAAAGCCAUGGGGCUGGGGUUGGUUUUGAUUUUCCCGGUGGGUUUUGUUUGGCUUUGACAAGGUUAAGAUGCACUGACCUUUUUGAGGGCUUCCUUUUUAAUCCUCUGUAAUGGUUCUUUAGCUUUUCCUCCUGAGCCCUGGGACAGAAAUCCUCUGCUUGGCCAGCACCCAGUGAUGAAAGGUUGAUUUGUGCAGUUCUCCUAAACCAGGUUCUUUUAUUUGUUACUGAGCUGAACACUUUGCAAAGAGGUAGUAGUGCAUUUUAAAUCAACCUUCGGAUGCUUUUAAAAGCAAGUCUACUUGAUAAUGUACUUUUUACUUGAUCUCAAGUUGUAUAAACUAAUACCUUUGUGUUUACUGUCACUGCAGUAGUACUCUUAUGCACACAGUGAUUCCAUGUUAUCCGCAGAGUAGUUAGGCAAAGCUGUUUCCUUAGUUACAGAAGUUCAAGAGCUCUCACUUUUGUGCAGGUCAGAAGACAGAAGUAGGCCACGGUCUGUGCCAUGUCCAUGUACAGUUUCUGAAAUUGUUUUACAGAACUUUGAUAAUAAAACCCUUAAACUUACA